Molecule: messenger RNA, 2459 nt
Organism: Trichoplusia ni (cabbage looper)
Lineage: Eukaryota; Metazoa; Arthropoda; Insecta; Lepidoptera; Noctuidae
Gene: Chk2
Product: ovarian-specific serine/threonine-protein kinase Lok-like
Exons: 9
Coding region: 155-1750 (531 amino acids)
Biological process (GO): protein phosphorylation; mitotic DNA damage checkpoint signaling
Cellular component (GO): cytoplasm; nucleus
Molecular function (GO): ATP binding; protein binding; protein serine/threonine kinase activity
Source: RefSeq, a predicted model, not a curated record
GAAAUUAUAAUCUGUGUUUAUUUGGCUGUUUGUGCUUUGACUGAAAUUAUGCUUUGAAGUUUAAGUUUUGAGAUUGGCUGCGCGCACUUAAAUUAAAACUUUCAAAAAGUGUCCAAAACUUUCAUGUCUUAAAUUUAUACGCUAGAAUAUCACAAUGGCAGAUGAUUUGCUUCCAGACAGCGCUGCUACUCAGACGCAAACCCAAAACUCUCAAAUUGACUGGAGUCAGCCUAAUACACCAGCUUAUAUUCCAACUAUAUGGGGCAGAUUAUAUUCCACAAAAGUAGCCAUUAGUGGCAAACAUUGCUGGAAAAAUGCUCAAUAUCCUGAAUAUUUUGAUCUCAUACAACCAGAAUUUACCUUAGGCAGAGCCCUCAACUGUAACUUUGUUGUUAAAAAAGAUAUGAUUAAAGAAAAUAUCAUUAAGAACAUCAGCAAGCUGCAGUUCUCCAUCAAAAGGGACAUGAGUGAACCUCUUUGCCCAGCUAUAAUAACAGAUCUAUCCUACAAUGGUACAUUUGUUAAUAAUGAGAAGAUAGGCAAAGGAAACUGCCGGGUUUUGGACAAUAAUGAUGAGAUAGCAGUUACUCAUCCUAUUGUUAAAAUUUUUAUUUUUAAAGACUUAUUGAAAAAUGAACAGGAUCAAGUUCCUAAAGAAAUAUCUAAGAAGUAUUAUAUCUCUAGGACGCUAGGACAAGGAGCCUGUGGUUUAGUUAAACUAGUUUAUGACAAAAUAACAUGUGCAAAGUAUGCCAUGAAGAUUAUUAAAAAAAGCCGAAUGACUAAUGGACAGAUAAACCAUUUGAAUGACCCUGAGAAAAUUAUGAAUGAGAUUAAUAUUAUGAAGGCUGUUAGACAUCCAUGUAUAAUCUCUACUGAAGAAGUUUUUGACUCUCGUGAAGCAGUGUACAUUGUCUUAGAGCUGAUGCAAGGAGGAGAGUUAUUUGACAGGAUAACUAAACAAGGACACCUCUCUGAACAGUUCACUAGGUUCCUCUUCAGACAAAUGGUGCUGGCUGUUAAAUACCUUCACUCUCAAGGCAUUACUCACAGAGAUCUAAAGCCUGAGAAUGUACUUCUUGAGAGCCAAGAGGAUGAUACACUGGUAAAAAUAACUGACUUUGGCUUGAGUAAGUUUGUUGGUGAGCACAGCUUCAUGAAGACCAUGUGUGGUACUCCCUUGUAUUUGGCGCCAGAAGUGCUCAGAGCUAAUGGCCAGAGGUGCUAUGGCCCAGAAGUGGAUGUAUGGAGUCUAGGUGUUAUUUUCUUUGUGUGCCUUGUAGGAUAUUUGCCGUUUUCGGCAGACUACAAAGACUUGUCACUCAAAGAUCAGAUCUUGAGCGGAAGGUACAAAUUCUCACAAGCACACUGGCGAGGCGUCAGUUUGCAGGCCAAACUGUUGAUGAAGAGGAUGCUUACAGUGCAAGUCGACAGGCGAAUCACGCUAAACCAAAUACUGAACCACAGCUGGAUGCAGGACCAUGACGUUAUUAUAAGGGUACAAAAGCUGCUAUCACAUAAAGAAGUUAUGAAAGGCAUGACUCAGCUGACGGUAUCUUCGACCUGCGAAGACGAUGAGAACGGUAAUGCUGACACAGUCACCGUUAUUAGGCUGGUGGCGACCGGCAAGCGAGCGCUAAGCAGCAGCUUCAGUUCCUGCGAACCUAUUCCUAAGAAACUCAGAGUUGGUACAUCUGUUGAAAAACACGAUGAUACCACUUCCACUAAUAGCUAUUGCUCAGAUGACUAACUUUGAUUCAAUCUUUGACAAUUCAAUAUUACUGGUUAUAAUAUUUCGAUUGUCUUAUAAUUAUAAUCCAUUGUUCUGACAAGGACUGUACAUUCGGAAAUUCGAAUGUAUAAUUAAUUAAUGACGGGUAUUAGUUGUGUAUGAAUACCAUUUUGUUUCAGUUUUUUAUUGUUUUAAUUAUUAUUAUUGUUCUAUUUUCGUUCACUAGGACAUGUGAUAUUUUUAAUGUUUCUCAAUUUUAAUGAAUCUAUUGUGGAAUUUAUGUUAAAAAUAGUGCGCUAGCAUAUGGUGAGAAUGAUUAUUUUAGUCUCAAAAUUGUAUUUUAUGUCUAUUGUUGUGUAAAACUUGUUUGUUUAUGAAUGCAUGCAAAUCAAUUGCAAAUGCAUUGAUUUUCUAGUGCCAUAUUGUGCCCAGUGCCGGAAUUUGCGAUGACUGGAUACUCAGUAUUUUUAUAAAAAACUUGUUUUACCUUGAUUUUGUGAAUGGUACUUGACUGCUGAAACACAGUAAUUCAAGGUACGAGUUAAUUAGUUUUAUUAAGAUACAAUAAGUCAGAAGUACAGUAAGAAUACAUGUAAACUUAGGAAAUGAAUACCGCCUUGGAUACCACCGCAUUUGUUUACAUCAUGUUAGAUUUUAAUAAAAGUGUUGAUUAUUGUAAUGAUACAUCAGUUUUAUACUAAAUAAAACGAAGGUUAUCAAAAAUAAA